This is a messenger RNA of Andrographis paniculata, 2498 nucleotides long. Its product is annotated as probable WRKY transcription factor 35. NCBI's taxonomy places the organism in Eukaryota, Viridiplantae, Streptophyta, Magnoliopsida, Lamiales, Acanthaceae. The transcript is spliced from 3 exons. Gene Ontology annotation, cellular component: nucleus. Gene Ontology annotation, biological process: regulation of DNA-templated transcription. The record is from RefSeq and is a predicted model, not a curated record. Gene Ontology annotation, molecular function: transcription cis-regulatory region binding; DNA-binding transcription factor activity. The coding region runs from base 381 to 1751 and encodes 456 amino acids.
UCGAGCUGUGUUUGUAUAUGAAUGAAAAAGUCAGCGACUUCCCGACCCCCACCCCCUUUCCCUCUCUCUCUCUUUCGCUCUCUAGAUUCCAUUUCACUCUGGAUUGAGGUUGCUUUUGGCCCUGGAAGAAUCAAACCCUAGAAAUAGAAUAGAACUACUAUUCUUGUGUUGUAUGUGUACAUAUUUAUAUAUAUAUAUAUAUAGAGAGAGAGAGAAAGAGAGAGAGAGAGUGGGAGAGAGAUGAUGUCUUGAAGAAGAGCUAGGUAGCUGCUGUAAUGAUUUAAGUCUCCUGCAUGAAUUGAUCGUUUGUUUGGUGGGAGAGUUAGCAUGACAAAGUGAAGCAAAUUAAGUCAAAUGAUGGGACAGUGAUUUCAUCAAGUAUGUGCAGUCAUUUCUUGAAGAGGAUGGAGAAUUAUCAGGGCGGCGAUUUAACUGACAUAAUAAGAGCCAGCGGAGGCGGCGGAGGAAGAAUUUCCGGUGGUUCUUCCGCCGCCGAGGUGCCUGAUCUGUGGCAGUUUGCGACUAAUCCGAUUAAUUAUGAGCAGAAGGAGGAUUUCGGCGAUCCUUUUAUUACCCAUCUUGGAGAUCCACUCCUCCAUGACAUCGAUGAUCCAGUUUCUGGAUUUUUCAACGGCUCCGAUUUUAUCAAGGAUGGUAUUGGAUGUUUUGCUGCAGCAGCAGGAAGUGUUAGCGCUUUGAAUAUUUCAUCAUCGGGUCACGAAAAUUUGAGCAAUGAGAUGAAAAGACCGUCGUCGUCGUCGAAUAUUUUUUCGAGGACGCCUUUGCCGAUCUCUCCAGGUUUGAAGCUGCCAGCGACGCCGUGCGACUCUCCGGCGGCGGCUUGUCCGAAUGGCCCUCCUUCUAUGUUAGUAUCAUCAUCGAAUGAUCAUGCUUUGUUGUCGUCUCCAAAUAACCCCAGAGGUUGCUUGGUGGAGAGUCCUGCAGGUCUGCAGAUCUCGUCUCCGCGAAUCACGGGCAUCAAGAGAAGGAAGAGCCAGGCAAAGAAAGUGGUGUGUAUACCUGCUCCAGCACCUGCCAACAGCAGGCCCAGUGGCGAAGUUGUCCCCUCUGAUCUCUGGGCAUGGAGAAAGUACGGUCAGAAGCCAAUCAAAGGUUCCCCUUAUCCAAGGGGUUAUUACAGAUGCAGCAGUUCGAAGGGAUGCUCCGCCAGGAAACAGGUGGAGCGGAGCCGGACCGACCCCAACAUGCUGGUGAUAACCUACACCUCCGAGCACAACCACCCAUGGCCGACCCAAAGAAAUGCUCUUGCUGGCUCCACCAGAUCUCAUCCCUCCAAGAGCAACACUACUGCUGCUGCCACUGCCACUGCCACUGCCACUGCUGCCUCCAAAAAUUCUCCGGCCCGGAAAUGCACUGACCAGGAAGACGACCACCAACCGGGGAUAACCACCGACGGAACUUCCGGCGAUGUCAAAGAGGAAUUUGAUGGAUUAGAAACGGACGGCGCUGAAUUUGACUGUCAUCGAGGGUUUGAGCCGAGUUACAGGCCGACACUUCCCGAUUCCACCACCCACUCCGAUGACACCUUCUUCGCCGAUCUCGGGGAAAUCGAGGCUGAUUCCACCUUGGAUUUGCUGUUCGCGCAGGGGUUUUCCAACGGCCGGGAUAAGGACAAAGCCGACUUGGAUCCAUUCAGCUUUUACGAUGACUGGGCGCCGCCUGGAAAUAACACCACUACUUCCGCCGCCGCCGCCAGCGCAUCGCCGGAAGAGACAAUGCCAGAUUCGUGACACAAAUAUUUUAAUUAAUAUUCCAAACCCAACAGAAAGAAGCACCAAGUCCGACGGAGAACAGUACAGAACCCGAUACAAUUCCACCAGUGCCUUCAUUCCUUUCUGGUGCAGUUUCAUAAUUCGAUUAAUUAGGUCAAAACCAUGCAUAACUGCAAGUGUGUGAGUUUUCACUUGGGAAUUAAAGAAAAAAGCUAUCUCCAUUGAUAAAUUGUUUCCCUUCUUCAUCUUCCUCAUAUUUUUUUGGCCCACCAUAUAAUACCCUAGCUCUUUCUCGACUUGACCCAGCUACGGUUUUACGGUGUCUUUACCUACAGAGAAAGAAGGAGGAUGAUCAAUUAUGCUCGAAAUUACCAACUCCGGCGGACGAUCAUGGCCUCUCAACUCCCGGAUGAUCCAUACCGUUGGUUUAGGAAUAUUUGUGGAUGGGACAGAAAGCUGAUCAGGAACAGAAAGUUUCAGCAGUUAGAAAAGUGUGUGAAUCAGACAUGACUGGAAAAGCUCAAUUAGGGAUUCUCUUGUUCGAUUGGACACCAUUUUUUAACUUGGAGCUGCAGGCUAGUGAGAGACUCAAACAUAUGCAUACAUAGCUUACGUCCACCUUACUUAGUCAGAUUAAUCCAAAGAAAUUACUUACAGUUCCUACGAUAUGAUUUAAAUCUGCUUUGUAUAAAAAAAAGUUGCUCAAGUUUGGCAUUUCAUGUGAUCAUCAGUAUCUGUAAAAAUCAUAAGAUAUUAUUGGCUUCG